CCACCCUCGCCCCUCCCUCGCGGCCUGCGCCUCCGCCCCCGCCUGCCCGCGAGCGGAGCUAGGCGUCCGCCACCGUGGGUCGCGGUGCAUCUUCCACCCUGGGCCGCGCCGGAAGCUGGGGUGGUCAAGGGGCGGCCGCGAGGCUGGGGCCCGGGAUGGCGCGCCAGGUACCCAUCAGCUUCAAGGACUUGGCUGUGCGGUUCUCCGAGGAGGAGUGGCGGCUCCUGGAGGAAGGGCAGCGGGAGUUCUACCGGGACGUGAUGCGGGAGAACUACGAGACGCUGGUGUCCGUGGGGACAGCCGAGCUGCUCCCGCUCUCUGCUUUCCUGUUACCCACGGAGCCUGGAGGAACGGCAGGGGCAGGGAGCCGCACUGAGGACGGGCAGGAGCUUCCCGUGGGGGGAGGCCCCCAGGGACGGCAGCUGCAGCACAGCCUGCACCUCACUGCCCUGGUGCAGCUGGUGAAGGAGAUUCCAGAGUUCUUGUUUGGGGAAACCAAGGGUACCGAUGAUAGCCCUGAGAGCGGCCGAGCCAGCCUGGAUGGGGACAGAGCGAGCCCACAAGCAGCCGUGCCUGGGGGCACCUGCCCUCUCCAAGGCCUGCUCAGCUGCCUUCCAGACAGCCCUGUGAGCCGGCCCAGCCUGGCCACCACGCCCACCAGCAGCUCAUCCUGCAGCGGCCCGCCCAGAGACGGAGGCCAGGGAAGCCCCCUCCAUGUCAAAGCUGCUGACAGGCCACGGCCCACAGACAAGGAAGGCCCAGAAGGCCCAAGUGCAGAGCUGAGCACUCCCAUCAGUAGCCCCAGCCAGAGGAAGAGCCCCCGAAGACAGGAGAGAGUGGCCCUGGGGACAGGAGUCUCUCCUGGGACCAGCCCCUUGCAAGGCCUCAUCAACUGCCUGAAAGAAAUCCUUGUGCCCAGGCCCCAGCACCCUGAUGCAGCCCCAGGCCGAGUACCCCCUGUCCCAGGCCUGGGUACAUCGAGGCAAAGCAGAGUGGACGUGGGGCCAGGUAGCCUACCUUGGCCAGUGAAGACCGAGGCCACUUUGGGGGACUGUCCCCUCCAGGGGCUGCUGAACUGUCUGAAGGAGAUUCCAGAGACCCAGGACAAGCCUUCCAGCCCCUCCCGAGCAGGGUCUGCAUGUGUGCAGGAAGAUCCAGGGCCCUGGAAGAGGAAUCCUGAAGGGCCCAGACGCCUCCAGACCCUGCCGCACCCCGCCAGUCCUGGAGCUGGUGGCGCACUGAGCACGGUGAAGGUGGAGGAGAGCUGGGCCCAGAGCAGCCCAGUGCCCACGUCCUGCCAGCUUGGCAGGCAGGGCCACAGCCCCUCUGUCACCAGAGACACCAGAGCAGUUCACAUGCCCUUCUGGGGCCCUGAGGCUCAAGAAGGCAGGGCCAGGGAAGCUGUGAGAGAAGAUGCCAGGGUACUCUCCCCUCUCGCAGCUUGCAGGGCAUCAAGCUCACCCCUGGCAGCCCUGGAGGCUUGUCUGAAGGGCAUUCCCACAAGUGCGUUGUCACCUCCCCAGCCACCAGCCACCUCUUGGUCCCGGACCCCCCAGCCAGGAGACGCUGGGUCUCAGAGGCCUGAGCUGCAGCCCCAAGGAUCACAUAGUGAAGAUGCCAGCAGGGGGCCUCUUGCACCUGUGGGCCCCACCCAACGCUCAGCUCCUGGAGGGACCCCCACCAGCUUCUCCUCAGCCAGCAGCACGGAUGGGGACCUGGACUUUAGAAGUCCCUGGGGGAGCAGGGGCCAGCACCCUGGCACAGGGUACCCACCAGGGAGCUCCCCACUCCAGGGACUGGAGAACUGCCUCAGGGAGAUCCCUGUUCCCAGGCCACAGCCUGCCCAGCCCUGCGCCUCUGCUGCAGCGGACAGAGGCCUGAGGAGAGUGGAGUCCAGGAGCUGGAUGGCAGACAAGGAAGGACUGAAGGGUGAGGCCAGUGAGCCAGCCCGCCAUGCCCAGGGAGGAGAAGCACCCCCCCAGAGCCCCUGCCUGGCCAGCCCACAGGCCUUGACUUCCAGUUGUGUUCCUGCCUGCCACCAACAAAGGCUCAAAGACCAGGGGCCCACCAGGCCAGGGCUGUGGAGGUGGCCACAAGAUGGGGUGGUUGCCAGGCCCUCCCCGCUGCACUGCCUGGAGAGCUCUCUGCGGGGAAUUCUGCCUGCCAGGCCCUUGCGCUUCACCUGCCUGGCUGACCCCAGCCCUGGGCCAGGCCCCAGUUCCAGCUCCAGCCUCUACAGCUCCGAUGGAGAAGACCUGAGGCCAGAGCCUGAGCUCUGGAAGCCACUCCUCCAGGAGAGAGGCCACCUUCCCAGCUGCAAGCGUCCCAUCCCUCAGUCCCCUGGCCCCAGUGGGUCCCCCACAGGCAACAGCAGCAGCAGCAGCAGCAGCCCUGCAGACAACCCUGUGAGAACAGAGUCCCACGAUCGCAGCAACCUCUGGGCAGCAGGAAAAGCAGAAGAGACGGGAGGCGGUUCUCUGCGGCUCAGGAGAGAGGAGUGCACAGGGCGUGCCUGUCCGCCUGGACUUCUCAGCAGUGCCGCAGCCAGGGGAGGAAGAGUAAGAGAGGCAGCUGGGGCUCCCUGGCCUGUCCCCCCACCAGAGAAGAGGCCCGGGCCCAGUGCUAGUGAGGACCUGAGGGGCCCGGAGCCCAGAUGCAUAAGACCUAGUGCUGCAGCCAGGACCCAAGGGGGACUGCUCCCUGGGGACCUACCUGAGCUGCCCAGCAAUUCUCCACCUCCAGCAGCCAUCUCACCUGUGUGGUCAGACACCUCCCCCCGGCCGCCAUGUCCCUGUCGGAAGCCCCUCCAGCAGGAGCUGCACAGCCUGGGUGCCACCCUCACAGAGAAGCUGGACCAGCUCGCCGCAGCCCUGGCAGGCCUGGCUCAGGAAGUGGCCACCAUGAGGACACAGGUGGACCGGCUGAGGAGGCGCCCCCGGGGGCCUGGGCCAAAGGGCUCAGCUUCCUGGCUGUGGUCCCUUCCCAGGGGACCUCGCUGGGCCUAUGGCUCUGCUCACAGACACCUGCCCUACUGGAGACAGAAGGGCCCCACUAGGCCCAAACCAAAGAUACUGCAGGCCCAGGCGGAAGGCUGCAGGUCCGGUGAUCCCCAAGGACCGUGCAGAGUACGGGUACCCCCUGUGCCACCACUGCCUGCAGACACUCUCCUGGCAGAGCCUUCCAGGCCCAGCCGCAGCCCACCGCAGCAGCCCCCUUUGGGACCCAGCUGCCCUGCUGUGCUGACUGGACACUCCCUCCUCGGGCACCCUGGGUGCCAGCAGCGCCCAUUGCCCCCCUUCACACCUGCCGCCUUACCCCCGCUGCGGGCGCCUGCCGCAGCCAGCACAGACCCAGGGCCAUCGGCUGUAGGAGGCACCCAGGUCAGCGUCCUAGCCCGGCCCAAGGAGCCAAGGGCUCUCCGGGAGGACCUGUGGGGUGCUGAGCACAGGGACCCCCGGUGGGGGGCCCGUUAGCUGGACUCUGCUCAGGUUGGCCUUGCUGAGCAUGCAGCGGGUGCUGGACAGUCCCCUGCUCCACCCCGCUGGUCUUCUGCACUGCUGGAGCUGGGACCCGAUGGUGUCUGCUCCAGGGGCUUCCUCGGGCCAUUCUUCGACCGCACCCCGGGUUGUCUCAGCUCAGGGUCAGUCAGACAUUGUCCUUCCUCUUGUCCUCACCAGAGCCGUCCAGGGUCACUGGUGGGCGGCAUGCGUACAUACAAGUGCGCACUGUGUAUGCGCGGGGCGGCUCCAGGGCUGCCCCCGACUGCUCACCCUUCCUGAGCUCCGCACUGCCUUCCUAGAGUGAAUGCCAGUCGCAAGCGAGUUUCUGGAGAACUCAAGCUGGGUUUACGCGUGGAUUCUAAAAUUAAAGACGUUAGCUGCUGAGGAAAGGCCUUGGCCCUGCUUUGUGAGGACCACACGGGAGCACGGCCUGCACGCUGUGCCUCCAGCAUACCUCAGUUGAAGUCACAGUACACUAGGCCCACAGGGUCCCUGGGAAAGGGCUGUAU
Messenger RNA from Octodon degus (degu), 4009 nucleotides. It is a transcript of the gene Krabd3, whose product is annotated as KRAB-A domain containing 1. Bases 156 to 3473 code for a protein of 1105 amino acids. The transcript has 18 exons. The record is from RefSeq and is a predicted model, not a curated record. Gene Ontology annotation, biological process: regulation of DNA-templated transcription. NCBI's taxonomy places the organism in Eukaryota, Metazoa, Chordata, Mammalia, Rodentia, Octodontidae.